This is a messenger RNA of Rubroshorea leprosula, 1007 nucleotides long. The record is from the annotation of a GenBank genome assembly. NCBI's taxonomy places the organism in Eukaryota, Viridiplantae, Streptophyta, Magnoliopsida, Malvales, Dipterocarpaceae.
ACAGAAUUUUGCCGAAGCAGACCGCCAUGACAGCUCGGAAAAGAGCUUCAGCGACGGCGACAACAACAGCGGCCGCAGACCCGAGGCCAGCUCAAGUAGACCAUAAAUCCCCGGAAAGCACCUCUUCUGAUCAGCCGAUAGCGCCGCCAAAAUGGGGAGUAAUCGUGAAGCUUUCUCUUUUCUUCUCAAUCCCAUACUUUUACCUCCUCUUCUACCAUUACAACAUCGAACAAGAGUUGAAGAGAUCGAUCCUUAUCAAUGCUGGACUCAGUCUUGCCGGCAUCUUUGUUACUCUCCAGAUGAUACCCGUGGCUUCUAGAUAUGUUCUGAGGCGCAGCUUGUUUGGGGUUUUUAUUCAUUUGGGGAACUGGGUGUAUGUUGGUUUUGCAAUUCCAUUUCGAUUAAUAAACUGGGCAUCAUCUUCUUGGUCUUGGCAAUCGUGUUCCAGUAUUUUAACUUCACAGCAGAUUCAAACUUCUAGGGUAUCUACAAGAAAGUUUCAGAAAAUUGAAAAACUACUGAUGCCUGAUACCAAUUUUGAGUGGCUUGUCGAGUGCAAUGCAGCAUUGGCAUCUAUCUGCUUCAUGAUUUUGCUUGGAUUUGUAGAUGACGUCCUGGAUGUUCCUUGGAGAGUGAAACUAUUACUGCCAUCAUUUGCUACUCUUUUCCUAUUGAAGGCAUAUGCUGGACAUACAACCAUCAUUAUUCCAAAGCCUCUAAUUCCAUAUGUUGGGCUAGAGGUGUUGGAUCUAGAGUUGGAGAUCCGUCUAGUUUCUGCAUCUUUAGUGAUAAUAGGAAGGGAAUUUAUCCACUUCUGUUAUACAACUUCAGAAAUUAUUCUAUACUUGUCUUUUUAAAUGAUCUUUUUAAAUGAUUCUGUUCCUUGAUGUACUUUCUUCUUCCAUUCGUUUUGUAAUUUCAAAUGCUUGCCAGUUUCUUGGUUUCAUUUGCCAGUCUCUAUAUAUGUGAAUGAGAAAUCUUCAGAAACUUCUAAGUUGACUUGUUUG